Molecule: messenger RNA, 5484 nt
Organism: Hippocampus zosterae (dwarf seahorse)
Lineage: Eukaryota; Metazoa; Chordata; Actinopteri; Syngnathiformes; Syngnathidae
Gene: tie1
Product: tyrosine kinase with immunoglobulin-like and EGF-like domains 1
Exons: 24
Coding region: 288-3686 (1132 amino acids)
Biological process (GO): positive regulation of kinase activity; protein phosphorylation; multicellular organism development
Cellular component (GO): signaling receptor complex
Molecular function (GO): transmembrane receptor protein tyrosine kinase activity; protein binding; ATP binding
Source: RefSeq, a predicted model, not a curated record
UUUCCCACCCAGUGAAAACAACGGAGUCACACUGCCAGUCGAAUCUCUGCUUUGCUUUCAAUCUCGACUGGAGUGCUGUUAUUUGAGAUUUUAACCUUUUUUUUCAAGAGAUGAUUUGGUUUGGAGUAUUUCACCCGAGGUAUGCGUAAAAAGGCGCACCGUUUGCCGCGACGCAUGGCCACCGCUUUCGACGAACACGACUGACAACUCCUCCGAGUCGAUUAACGGUCACACCGGGUGGACUAUAUACAAACAGCCACCUGUUGUCAGCGAGGAAUCCAAACAGUAUGAAGAUCGUUUGCCUGUGGUUGUUGUGCAUCUUGGAUCUGUCAGAUGCUGUAAUUGACUUGACGAUGAUAUCCACAGCAGAGGUCAUUCAAGUGAAUCACUUCUCCAUCUCAUGUAUUAAUGGAGCGCGCACCCCUGCCCAAGUGGAACUGGCCAUCAAGCGAGACAACAAAAUCCUCAUAUUUCCAAAGAUGCCAAACUUCAAACUGCAUAAGCCGAGGAACAAGAAAGUCGUGGCCAGAGAGUUCAGAGAUUUGGAUAAUGUGGGUAUAUUUUACUGUGAAUCAGCUCAGGAAGUUCCGCCGCUUGAGACAGUCACAAUGAUCAACAACUUCGGAAGAGCAAACUUUGUCCCAACUCACCUGACAAUAACUGCUAAUAAAGGGGAAACAGUUCACCUCAGCAUGGUACUCCUGAGCUCCGAAAAGAGGGAUGUUACGUGGAAGUACAACGGAAAUUACUAUUACAUGACUCACUGGAACGACAUGGUCAACCGCACCGCAGUGUUGACAGUGGAGAAUGCAGCUUUGGCCAAUCAAGGCAUCUACAGUGCCAGCUAUGUGGGGGACAGUCCUCUUCAGGGGGCCUGGAUGAGACUCAUUGUCAGAGCUUGUCCAAAUAAGAAAUGGGGUCCCUACUGUGACAAAGAUUGCCCGGAAUGCCUCAAUGGUGGCGUGUGUCAUGAUGUGGAUGGAGACUGUAUCUGCCCUCCUGGAUUCAUGGGAACUCGCUGUGAGACAGCCUGCAGAGAAGGAAUGUUUGGCCGAAAUUGCCAAGAGUCGUGCAGCUCAGAGCGGGACUGCAAGGGGCUGCGGUUCUGCCUACCAGACCCUUAUGGUUGUUCUUGUGGUAGCGGCUGGUAUGGGAACCGAUGCGAGAAGGCCUGCCAUAAUGAUAUGUAUGGACCCGACUGCAGGCUGAGCUGUCGAUGUCAGAAUGGAGGAAUGUGCAAUCGCUUCAGUGGGUGUCAGUGUCCCACAGGAUGGAGGGGACAAAACUGUGAAAAAUCAGACCGGGCUCCAGAAAUUUUGGACUUGGAUAGUAAUUUGGAAUGGAAUCUCAAUUCCAGCCCAAAAAUCUAUUGUUCAGCAACAGGCAAUCCACUGCCUAGUCAUAACAGCAUCGAGCUCCGAAAGUUGGACAGCACUGUGCUCAAGGCAUCUCACACUGUCAUGGAUUCGAAUAAAAGUAUAGCCAUGUUUGAGAUUCCACGUCUGAGUGCUGAACAGGGAGGAUUAUGGGAGUGCAGGGUGUCAACCAACGGAGGGCAGGACUCCCGUAAAUUCAAUCUUACAAUUAAAGAACCACCAGUGCCCACCACUGCUCCCAUACUGCUGGAAAAGAGGAGUAAGCAGCUACUUGUGAUGCCCAUGGAUUGCCACAAAGGAGACGGGCCCAUUGUCUCCACCACCCUCCUCUACAAGCCUGUUGGGAAUGAAGAUUCUUGGUCCUCCAUUAUCGUGUACAGUGACAAAGAACCGAUCACCCUGAUGAACCUGGAGCCGUCAACACGCUACCGUGUGCAGGUCCAGCUGACUCGCCCUGGUGCGGGAGGAGAAGGGGCUCCGGGGCCAGAGGCCAUCAUGGAGACAGAUUGUCCUGAGCCCACAGUUCAACCAGAGAUUGACAUCAGCUUGGUGGAAGGUCGCAAUGUCACUGUGCGAUGGCGACUGCCCAGCAACAGUGGCAUUAAUGUCGACACAGCCAGUGGCUUUUUAGUGCAGCUCUUCGGCCCGCCACCCCAAAGUGAGAAACUCCUGGAGGAAACCACCCUGUUAAAUGUCCUGUCCAAAAAGUUCCACAACAUGGAGUAUCAACAAGACUACACAGUGGUGGUGCGCCUCAUCAACUGUGGCAGCCAGGGGCCUCCUUCCAAACCCUACCACAUCCGCAUCAACAGCCAGGGCCCAUCAUCCCCACGGAACGUCCAGGCCCUGUCCCUAUCUUUGUCAGCCAUCCAAUUGAGGUGGCAGCCCCCCGAGGAUGUAAAUGGAGGCGUCAUGAAAUAUGUCAUUGAGUACCAGCCAGUCAGCCAAGGGGGCCCACACCUUUGGGUGGACACAGAUGAUGGCAACAAGACCACGAAAGAUAUUACGGCGCUCAACAGCAGCACGCUCUACCAGUUCAGAGUGAGGGCUUUUUCCAAGGUGCCAGGAGAGUGGAGCAAGUUCGUUAAAGCCAUUACACAAGGAGAUGGUCUGCAAAGUUUAACGCCGACCACCCACGGUAUGGUUCGGAAACCUGCAGGGGACAACUACCAGCUGUUGGUGGCAGUGGUGGGCUCAGUGACGGUCACGUGUGUGACCAUUCUGCUGGCGCUGCUUGCGCUUUUCUUCAUUCGCAAAACUCUACUCAACCGUCGUCGCACAUUCACCUACCAGUCUGGAUCCGGUGAGGAGACAAUUCUGCAGUUCAACUCUGGAACUCUGACCCUAACCCGAAGGCCUAAGCCCAUCCCGGAACCCCUUACUUAUCCAAUCCUGGAAUGGGAAGACAUUAAAUUUGAGGAUGUCAUCGGUGAGGGCAACUUUGGACAGGUGAUCAAAGCCAUGAUCAAGAAAGAUGGCAACAAGAUGAGCGCCGCCAUAAAAAUGCUGAAAGAGUUUGCCUCAGAAAAUGACCACCGAGACUUUGCAGGGGAACUGGAAGUGCUGUGUAAACUAGGCCAGCAUCCCAACAUCAUCAACUUGAUUGGAGCGUGUGAGAACAGAGGUUACCUGUACAUCGCCAUAGAAUAUGCUCCGUAUGGCAAUCUUCUUGACUUCUUGAGAAAGAGUCGUGUCUUGGAGACUAACCCUGCCUUUGCCAAGGAGCAUGGCACAGCCUCUACGCUCACUUCCCAACAGUUACUGCAGUUUGCUGUUGAUGUGGCGACUGGGAUGCAUUACCUCAGUGACAAACAGUUCAUUCACAGAGAUUUGGCCGCCAGAAAUGUUCUUGUUGGCGACAACCUUGUGGCAAAGAUAGCAGAUUUUGGUCUGUCCCGUGGUGAGGAGGUUUAUGUGAAGAAGACAAUGGGUAGGUUGCCUGUUCGCUGGAUGGCCAUUGAGUCUCUGAACUACAGUGUGUAUACAACCAAAAGUGAUGUGUGGUCUUUCGGGAUUCUCCUUUGGGAAAUUGUAAGCCUUGGUGGUACGCCGUACUGUGGUAUGACAUGUGCUGAGCUUUAUGAAAAACUGCCACAAGGCUACAGGAUGGAGAAGCCCAAGAAUUGUGACGAUGAAGUGUAUGAGCUGAUGAAACAGUGCUGGAGGGAUCGGCCAUAUGAAAGACCCCCUUUCUCUCAAGUCUCGGUGCAGCUCAACCGAAUGCAAGAGGCCAGGAAGGCCUAUGUGAACAUGGCACUUUUUGAGAAUUUUACUUACGCUGGAAUAGACGCUACUGCGGAGGAAGCCUGACUACCAGCCCCCCCAGGCCCUGGCAUGCCACAUCACUUCAAGAAGAAGCCCAAAAGAUUUUCACCACGUUACUGCCACCUUCCCGCGGCACACCGCAGAGAGAGAAGGACCAGACGGUCUUUCAAAACCACCCAGUUAUAGAUGGAGGACUGUGAAAGGACACUGUGUGAAGGUAUCUGAGGCAUUAGCAGAUGUGAAGUAUGGCCUCGGAUGGAGACAAUCACUCUCAGAAGAGCCAACUCAUCGGGCUUCCUGUUGGAGAUGUUACACUUUUGACCGGGAGUCAAAGGUUAAUGGAGUUAUGUGGCUUGCUGUUCCACCACAGGGUCUGUGGGGUACUCAUACCGGAUAUUAUUUGCUCUCCGUUCUCCCAAAACAAUGGGCAUGGAGUGAAGCAUAAUCAUUGAAGUUCUCAGACUCUUAAAAACACAUACAACAGCACUUAAUACAAGCCUUUUUUAAUAGUCAGUGGAUUAUCACCGCCAUGUGAACUACUGUACAGUAAGUUGUAUAGCUGUGUGUGUGUGUGUGUGUGUGUGUGUGUGUGUGUGUGUGUGUGUGUAUGUACAGUUUCCAGUAGAGUAGUUCACAUGGUGGUGAUAAUCCACACACACACACACACACACACACACACACACACACACACACACGCGUAGUAUUUUGUUUUAAACGCCUCCUAUAGCCUGAAUGUAAUUAGUCCACACAAAUGCACUAAUGAAUGUUUGAAUGUUUUGGCUUCCAACAACAUGGGUAUAUUUUUUAAACAUUUCUUUUCCGGUGUGUUUUAAGUCUUUUGUUCACUGACAAACUGCAGUAUAGGUCACUGUUUGGGAUCCUCCAUACUAUCAAAAAUAUGUUUUUUAGUUGUUUUUAUGUGUGUGUAGGUUUGUGUGUGGGUUUUGUUGUUUUCUUCUUUGUGCAAUGCAACAUAGCUUUUACCUAAGCCAAUUGUAUGAUUUUGUUUUCUUUUUCUUAAUGGUAUGUACAUUUUAUAUACAAGGGUGACAUUCAGGAGUCUCUGCAUUGAGCAGUUAGUCCACUUAUAGGUCAAAUGAUUUAUAAUACAGUAGUUACACUUUCUACUUUCUUCAGCCAUUUGUUUGACACAAAUGACCUCACAGUUAUGGAGAUUAAAAAAAUCUUCUGAUUUGACAAAGGCCAAGAGACUAUUGAAACUAGUUGUGUCUAUGUGGCAGUAACCAUAAAUUAAUUUUAGUACCACAGAUGUGUGACCCUUUCAGAGUUGGCAAUGGGUAGCGAUGGGAAAAUGAAGCUUCAUGAUGCUUCAUGAACCAGUGGCUGCACUUUGUUUUACUCAUCUAGAUGGCACUGUUAGGUUAAAGAAAGGGGGUUAAGAAAUGACAAGUCAGUGUGCUUCCAGGCCCGUGUUGUACAGAGUGCCAUCUCGAGGUGUAAAAAAAAAAAGUGCUUCAUGAAACAUCUUGAAAUUUCAUUUUCCCAUCACCCAUGUAAUGGACAAUCAUUCCUGAAACAUAUUAUCCCAUUUUUAUGGAACCAAUUGAGACAUAGCUGUACAGUAUAUACAAAUGUAUUUUUUUUCUUGUUAUAAAUGAAUGAUUGAAUCAUUUACUACAUUUCUGCCUGCGGUGUCAGAUUGUUCUUCAAAUUGUGACCGAAAAUGUUCAAUUAAACUUGUACAUCCUGUGUACCUUUUACCUUAUCUUGUAAUGUCCGCCAUUUAACCAUGCGUGCGAGAAUGUCCUUGGGUGAGAAUGUACAGUACAGUAUGUUUUUAAUUUACGCUCACUGAAUAAAACUUUUGAUAUGUAAACUACAA